Messenger RNA from Gasterosteus aculeatus aculeatus (three-spined stickleback), 1336 nucleotides. RefSeq names its product nucleoside hydrolase. NCBI's taxonomy places the organism in Eukaryota, Metazoa, Chordata, Actinopteri, Perciformes, Gasterosteidae. The record is from RefSeq and is a predicted model, not a curated record. Gene Ontology annotation, molecular function: hydrolase activity, hydrolyzing N-glycosyl compounds.
AUGGCAUGCAGUGUUACAUAACCUCCCCUCUUUUGUUGUUUCCUGUAUAAGACACACGGUGCAGCAGGGAGAAGUUCCACUCUUCGGCUGACGUUAGAAGAGGAUCGAACUUGUUGCUGAAACCUUUCGCAGCUGGUCGAGAUGAAGAAGAAGCUGAUCCUCGACGUGGACACCGGGGUGGACGACGCUCAGGCCAUCAUGAUGGCCCUCGCCGCCCCCAACGUGGAGAUCCUGGGGAUCACCUGCAGCCACGGCAACACGAAGCUGGACAACGCCUGCAGGAACACGCUGCGCGUGCUGAAAGCCUGCAACCGCCUGGAUAUCCCGGUGUACCGCGGCUGUACGGUCCCAUUGCUAGGCAUCCAACGCCACGCGGGAGAUUUCCACGGAAAGGACGGGCUGGGCGACGCCCCUGAUCCUGACGCUCCGGGCCUGGAGCUGCUGCAGAAGAGGAGUGCUGCGCAGGCCUUAAUUAAGAUUGCCAACCAGCAUCCUGGAGAGGUGAGCCUGGUUGCUACGGCGCCCCUCACCAACCUGGCCCUCGCUGCACAGCUGAACCCCUCCUUCCCCAAGAACCUGAAGGCGCUCUACAUCAUGGGAGGAAACAUGGAAUCCAGGGGCAACACCACGGUGUGCGGGGAGUUCAACUUCGUGGCCGACCCCGAGGCGGCCUACAUCGUGCUUGACCGCUUCACCUGCCCCACCCACAUCGCCACCUGGGAGUUCAGCUGCAAAAACAGCCUGCCGUGGUCUUUCUGCGACACCUGGUUGGCCCAGGACACCGACAAGGCCCGUUUCAUGGAGAGGAUCUCCCACCAUACCAGAAUGAUAGUCCAGACCGAGCGGUAUCAAAAGGAGCUGGUGUCGGGACCCGGGUUCAACACCUGUGACACCUACGCUCUGGCUGCGGCCGUCGACGACGCGCUGGUGACGGAGAGCGAAGAGGUGGCAGUGACGGUGGAGUUGGAAGGGAAGCACACCCGAGGCAUGAUGGUGCUGGACUACAUGGACCUGCUGAAGAAGAAACACAAGGUCUUCGUCAUGAAGAGCAUCAACUUGGAGAAGUUCAAGCAGCUGUUGACGAACGCACUGAAAUGAUGCCGACGGCUCCUUCGAAAACGGCUCACGCCGAGGGAGAAACUCUGAACGGAGGGCGUCUUUGCUGCUGACAAAAAUCACUUAUUCCAAAUUUCCUGUCAAGUAUCUUCUUUGUCUGGGUUUGUAAUGAGUCCUGUUGAGCUACAUUGUCUCAUUUAAGGGAGUUUUUUCCAUCCGUUAUUGACAAUGUAAUUGAUUUUUGAAUGUUGUCAAAUAUAAAGACGUUAAUUCAUCCAUA